GGGAGAGGGAGAGAGAAAUGGAAACGAGCAGUGAGAAAGAGGAGAGGAAAAGGAAAAAUGCCGAGAAAGGGUUGAACCGGAUGUCUCAGAUCCGGUCGGCACGUCCACAAUCCCAAGAACAUCAUCCCACUCCAUCAUCUACAGAUGUAAAGAAAGGAAGCUUCGAUGCUCGAGAUCGUAAGGUAUUCUUCACAGACGAUGAUCAUCAGUCACCGGAAACCAAUCAAUCUCAUGAUAUUAGUGCUGCACCUGUGGGGCUGAGUGAAGCCUCUACUUCUAGUACACUUAAACAAGGUGGCAUGCCUGAAAUAUCAAGUGCAAACACCCGAGAUAUUGGGAGCCAAGCUGAAAUACUGAGCAAGGGGACCGACAAACACAAGACAUCUGCACGUGCUGUAGGAGAAUCACAGCCCGAGACAUCAUCGAAACGAAAAGCAUCAACCAACACUGAAUCAAUCCAAAAAACAAGCAGGAAUCAAGCUAACUUGUACUCUUCAAAACUACUGAAUUCCUGCAUUAUAGCCUCUGUAACAACACGCGGUUUAUGUGCCCUAUUGAUAGCAUUUUGUGUACUUCUUUCUCAUAUUAAUUUCCCCUUGCUUGGACUUAGUAUAGGCACGGUCGAUAGCAACGUAUCCUCAAAGCCCUUUUACAUAAUCUUACUGACCGAUUUCACCAUUGUGCUCAGCCGACUGUUUCUCGGCAGGAAAGGAGUCUCUUUGGAGGUUGAGGAAGAGAAACCUGCAGCGUGUCAAGAUGAUAAAAAAAACUGGGAUGCAACAGUUAUGCUUUUGGAGAGAGGGUUGGUGGCCUAUCGGACAAUCCAAGCACUUUUCACAGAUUUCAGCAUUUAUGCAGUGGUGGUCAUUUGUGGCACUUCUCUACUGUUAACUUUUUCUUUUUUUUUUUGUUGUUGUUGCUAGAAGAUACAUUUUAUUUCUUCUUCAUUUUCAGCAAAUGAU
Molecule: messenger RNA, 962 nt
Organism: Hibiscus syriacus
Lineage: Eukaryota; Viridiplantae; Streptophyta; Magnoliopsida; Malvales; Malvaceae
Exons: 3
Coding region: 18-923 (301 amino acids)
Source: RefSeq, a predicted model, not a curated record